GGGUCUUUCCUCUUUCUCACAAGUCUCCCACUUUAUCUUUUUUUCCUUUUUUUAGAAAAUUUGAAGAGAGUCCAUUUUAAGACUGAGGUAGAGAGAUAGAGAGGGAGAAGGGUUGUCCAGAUUCUUUUGCCCUCCUGUGGAAACUCCUUUCUUCUUCUGGUUUUGGCUGCGCUUUGCACAGAUUUCUUUCCUUCCAUUUUUGGAUGUGGUGAAGAAGACCUUCUCUUUUUUCCUUUCAGUUUUCGGGAUUUGAAAGCUUUGAUUGAUUGUUUAGUUGGAGGAGGAGGAGAUAUGGUGAGAGGGAAAACUCAAAUGAAACGAAUCGAGAACGCCACGAGCAGGCAAGUGACCUUCUCUAAGCGUAGGAACGGAUUGCUCAAGAAGGCCUUUGAGCUCUCCGUUCUCUGCGAUGCCGAAGUCGCUCUCAUUGUCUUCUCCCCCAGGGGGAAACUCUGCGAGUACUCCAGCUCCAGCAUGCAGAAGAUCAUAGAUCGUUACCAAAGACUUGCUAGAGAUGUACAAACCAACAACAAGGCAAUGGAACAGAAUAUACAGCUUUUGAAGUACGAAUAUGCUAACAUGGAAAAGAAGAUUGAAAUUCUUGAAGUUUCAAAACGGAGGCUUAUGGGAGAAGAUCUGGGAGCAUGUUCUAUAGAUGAACUGCAACAGAUAGAAAGGCAGUUGGAGCAAAGCUUAAGCAAUAUUAGGGCAAAAAAGACUCAGUUAUUUAAAGAACAUAUUGAGAAACUAAAGGAAAAGGAGAGGAUACUGAAAGCAGAGAAUGAAAUACUCUGCGAGAAGGUGCAGGCACAGCAACCAACAAUCCAAGACAGAGAGAUUGUCCCAUACAGUCAAAGUAAUCCACAUACAGAUGUGGAAACAGAACUGUUUAUUGGAAGACCUGAAAGAGGAACUGAUAGAUCAGAGAACUGAUAGUAUGGUCAAUGGUACCAGCAUAGGAUGAUUCUAAAGGAAGAUAGAUCAGUGUUUUGGUGGCAUGAAAAGGACUCACAUUGAUUUAUCUACAAUUGCAAUAUGUGAAACAAAUUGGAAAACAACAUUAGCAAUAUAAUAGUUUUAAUUGGUUGAUAUUGGUGAGUGUUUACACAGCUCUUAUAUAUGUAUAUGGAACCUCCAACCUAAUGUAUAAAAAAUUAACUUGCAGAA
Molecule: messenger RNA, 1167 nt
Organism: Macadamia integrifolia
Lineage: Eukaryota; Viridiplantae; Streptophyta; Magnoliopsida; Proteales; Proteaceae
Product: MADS-box protein SOC1-like
Exons: 8
Coding region: 292-933 (213 amino acids)
Biological process (GO): positive regulation of transcription by RNA polymerase II
Cellular component (GO): nucleus
Molecular function (GO): protein dimerization activity; RNA polymerase II cis-regulatory region sequence-specific DNA binding; DNA-binding transcription factor activity, RNA polymerase II-specific
Source: RefSeq, a predicted model, not a curated record